This is a messenger RNA of Pseudopipra pipra, 10742 nucleotides long. RefSeq names its product atos homolog B (gene ATOSB). The record is from RefSeq and is a predicted model, not a curated record. Lineage: Eukaryota; Metazoa; Chordata; Aves; Passeriformes; Pipridae. Bases 7197 to 9035 code for a protein of 612 amino acids. The transcript is spliced from 10 exons.
AAAACUGGGAAGAGGCACAGCCUGGGGGGGCAUGUUUGGCUGUACCCAAAGGCAGGUUGGCUGGCAGAUGUCUCACCUGUGGGUCUGAGCUGCAGCAGUACUGGGUAACCCUCCCACAGCCAGCGUUGGGGGUCAGGCUGCUGGAGGGCUGAUAAAAGGAGUGGGUUCGCUGGCAGACAGCCUCAGAGCCUGGAAAAAGCCCUCCCCCAGUCACUCCUUAUCUCAGUGCUGGCACAGGACAGCACUCCCAGCCUGCCUCUCUGCCCUGUUUCCCCACAGUGGACUUGAGCCAGCAGUGUCACCUCCGCCCCUCCUGCCACUGGGUGCUGCAGGAGGAGAGGGCUCUGGCACGGCCAGGCCAGGCUUCCUGCCCAGUUUGCUGCCUUGCAGAGUCUGUGCCAUUGUUACACACACAUACACACACACACACAAAUACACAAACACUCCCCUUGCAUGAACAGGCCUGUGGCAGAAAUGGGUGAGUUAGUCAGGAGGGGUUGAAUCACAGGGGAAUGAGUCAGCAGGAAGCAGAAGGCAGGUGCUUGUCCAGGACAGGGCUUUAAGAGAGCCCAAGGGUCUGGCAGCUCAUGCCAGGUCCCUGGGAGGUGGGGUGAGGGUGCCGAAGGAGAACUGGGAAAGCCACAGGGCUUAGCAGGUGGAGGCAAUGCCUGUGGCUUGGGAACAGGCCGGAAUCUUAGCUACGUGCUAAACCUAUUCUCUGGCCACAUCUCCAGCUGUGGGUAUGCUGCUAUCCUGGAAAGGCUUGGGGCAUCCUUAGUGCUGAGGCUUUCCCAGGAGGUACCAGAGAUAAGCACUGCAAGAGAGAAGUGCAGCAACCAGGUAUCCCUGCCUCCAGGGCAUGGGGUGGAUCUUCAUCCCCUUGCAGGCCGUGGAGUGUCCAGCCAGCUCUGGGCAAGCUGAGCAGGUCUCUGUACUGGUCAGAUCCUGCCCAGUAACCUUCACAUCUUAUCUGAGAGAGUAAGUGCAGGAUGGAAAAUGAGCGAUAUGUGCUGGAGCAGAGAAUGAUGAACAGAUAGCUCUGGAUUGAGUGAACACAGCAUGGAGGGAGAGCUGGGAUGCAGAUGAUGUGCUGGAGAUUUGAGGACGUGGUUUGUUGUUGGCUCCAAAAUCCCUUGUGUAAUCUGGGCUCUGCUGCAGACCCUUGAGAGUACUGCAGGGGUCACAGUUGGCUGCUUCCCUCAUCCAAGGGCCUGCUCUGGGCUGUUGUGUUUCCAUCUAGCCCAGCUGGUCUCUGCAGCGUUGGACUCCUAAUUGUCCUGCUCAUCUCUCCUGAGGAGAGGUCUCUCGCAGGGAGGCAGGCUUGGUAUCAGUGCUACAGGGGCAAAACCAAAGCACUCUCUGUCUAGGGCCAGACUUCUUGGAACAGUUGACUGGGGCUCCUGUCUCAGGAUCACCUAGGUGUGUUGCAGCAGGCACUGGUAUUGCUACCAGCCAGAGCAAGGAUCAGAUACUUGAACAAAAGCAGCCCCCACUAAUCUCAGUGUUGAGGCAAGACUCUUUUUUCAGCAUCCUCCAGGUGUGCAGGUGCAGGUACCUCUUGUCCUUCCUAGAGGCACUCCUGGCAGGAGGGAACCCAGUAGGCUCCAACAGUCUCCAGAGAUGAGCUCUGGCUUCUUGUGUGCUGCCGUGGGCAGAGGCUGAAAGCGAUGGGCUAGUGCAGCCAGGCAGAGGGGAGGCAGCAAGGUGGGCUCUCACUGCUGCUGGAAGCUGUGGAUUUGCAGUGAAGCUGGAGCUGGGCUCUCUCGGGAAGUGCCCAGGGACAGGAUGAGAGGCAAUAGCACAUGAGGGAAAUUCCAAUUAGAUAUUAGGAAAAAUAUUUCCCUGCAAGGCAGCUAGACUCUGGAGUAGGGCCCAGAGAAGGGAAGCAAUCUACGCAUUCGGUGACUUUCAGCCCUUGCCAGGGGCAAACCCCAAGCAAUUUGCUUGAGCUUGACCCUGCUGUUAGCAGGAUUGGACCAAAACCCUCUGAGGGCCCUUCCCACCAUUGUUGUUCCUCAGUUCUGCAGUUCUCGGAGUGCUUGGCAAUGUCACAUCUCGUGGCCUAUUGGACUGACUGGCUUGGAGGGAAAUGGAGGAGUCAGGGUGUUGUUCUGUCCUAUCUUGGUCUCAUCCACACAGUAUUAACUGUGCCAGGAGAUGGAGGAACUGCCUUAGCAGCAUUGCUCAGCUCAUUGACUUGUCCCAGCCUAUCUUAGCUGGAGCACCCAUCUCUCUGAAAGUCUGCAUUACUUCCUCCCCACGUGAGCACAAGAAGCAUGUGGGCAGUGAAGCACAGAGUGUAAAUCAUUCUCCCUGCUCUGCUGGCAGCACAGAGCCAUGAUCUGUAGGGGGGUGCUGAUGUUGUUGGAAGGCUGGUGAGGAUGCUGGCCCCCAGCCCUCCAGCUGGAUGGGCUCCAGGUUUAUCUUCCCCAUGAUGCCUGUCCCAGAGACAGUGGUGAUUGGAAGGGAAGUCACCAGUAGCCUUUUAGAGGUUCCAGCUGCCUGACCAUCCUCAGCAGAUGGAGGAUGAGAUGAGCCCAAAGGACUGUCUGGAAAGAAUUAUUUGCUCCCAGUAUUUUCUGUUUCUUUGCCAACCUUUUAUUCUCACGGUUGCUCUUUUCCUGAUCCUGUCCUUCUGCAAGAAGGCUGCUGGCAGUCUUAUCAGCCUUGUGUUCAGAAACGGUCUCACUCUGCGAUUUAUUGUAUCUCCAAGCUUUGACCCCGGUCUGAUGCUGCAGAAGCCUGUGUCUGGUGUGUCAGUGCUCAGAGGGUGUUUACAGUGUUUGCCCCAUCCCGUCUGCAAGAGUAAUGAACCAGAGCAAAGCGGUCUGCUCGUAGCCAUGGUGCCUGGGUCAAGCUGGCCUGCAGCAGGAGCUACGUCUGCUCUCUCAUCUGGCAGAGGCUGGGUGGAUGUCCAGGCUCCCCAGAUGCUUUUAUAUGGAUUUUCAAUGUCUAGGACAUUGCCAUGAAGCUUUGUUAGUCCCCAGAUCCCUUCUCAAGUUGCUUCUUUCAGCCUUUUCCUCAGGCUCAUUGCCCCUGGGCUGCGAUGGCUCUCACUUCCUCAUCAGUCCACUUGUUACUCAGUAAUGCUCUGGACAUUCUGGUAUCAUUUGGAUAUCCCUGUUACAACACCCGUGAGUAUUGAGAGCAGCAGGAUCUGGUGGUCUGGGCCAAGAGGCCCCUGAGGUCUGUUCCCAGCUGCAGGUACAAGUGCUGCCCAGCUGGAGAUGAACUGGUUUCUGGUAGCACUUGGAGAGCUCUCAGGUACCUCACAGGCUCUGUCUGCCUAUAAGGGUCAGGUCUCGAGGGACAUCUGUGUCCUCAACAGCAUGGCUGCCACCAGAGUUGAAGGCGUUUUGGACCCAGCGUCCUUGGGCUGGUUUAUGAGGUCUCUGAGCUUUGUGUGUUCCCACAGAAGCAGCAGAGCAAAACAUGGGUGCAACAGUGGCAGCAGGCAGAGUUUGCCCAGGGUUCUUGCAGAGACUGAUGUGGGGGCUCGUGCCCUGCACACAAGGGUUGUCCAAGAAUGCAGCUGCCUUUUGAACCUGUCCCUGUUCACUGUUGCUUCCAUGAAGAUGGAGGAUGCUGAUAUGCCAGUGCCCCAGUCCCUACAGGUUGCACGCGCCAGAUAGCCCCAAGGGCACGUCCUCUCCAGCCUCUUCCUGGUUUGAACCAGUUGAGGUUUGGCUUCCUCUCCAUCUCCAUGCAACACCCAGGUGCCAGGUGGAUUUCCCCUUCCAUCCAGAGGGCAUCCCUGGCCAUGAGCAUUGCUCAGAGCCCUGGCAGCCCUACAGGAACCCCUGUGGAGGGGGUGGCAGGUGCACUGGGCAGACGGCUCUGCUGUCAGUGGGACCCCAUGGGUGGUUCAGUGUGUGUGGACUAGGAGGUUUGCCAGUUUCACAGGAUGUAAUAGGAGCUAGACUGUCUCCCACUGCCCUGUGUAUGGAUAUGCCUGCAGUCAGACAUGACAGUUCCUCCUACCCCCUUGCUUCCCUUCUAAGUGGCUUGUGCUCUCAUGUGUUUGACUUCAUUACGGGCAACAGUAUGAGUGUUUACAGAUGAAAACUGUGACACCCUUUUCCUAAUUCCAGCAGGGUGUUUCUCACCUGCAGUCCUAAGGGAAGGAGAGGCUUUCCUUUUCCGUGACAAGGAGCAGGACAUUGAAUUCAUAGCACAAAUCCUCCUUCUCUGCUGUAGGCCUGGUUGGGUCCAGCUCUUUACAAUCAAAGAUGGAUAAAGCCUCGCCUUUAUGGCCCGAAUCCCUGCCCAGCCCAUGUCAUUCCUCUGGCCUGGGCUCGACCUGAGCUUUUCUAAAUCGCUGCUGGAUAAGGGUGAGUUGGGUGGGUGUGCACAGCCGUGUGUGUGUGUUUGCAUGUGGUAUCUCCUCCCCCUGUGCCACAUACACAUCUAGCACGGGGAGUGGAAAAGAUGCUGAAUGUCCCCACAGCUGCUGCAGCCUUAUCUGCAGGCUGCAGCUUGGUUACCAAGAGGGAGGCCCGAGUGCCUGUGCUCAAGCACCUCCCUUGCAGGGCUCUUACAGUAAAAAGAAGUGUAUUGCAAGAGGGGCUGCAGUGGAGAUGGGCAGUUCCACCAGGCAAAUCCUGUGUGCACAACCCUUGCUGCCCUCCCCACUGCAGACACUUGGCCUGCUCUCUCUGCCAACGUGUAGAUUUGACGCCUGUGUCCGGAGCUGAUCAGAGUAAUUCAGCAUCCCUGGGACUUUCUCCUCUGCUCUGCGGUGCCCAGUGACCAUUUGGGGAGGUAGGGAAAGGUGAUGCUGCCGUGGUUCUCUCAGGUGGGUCUCAGGGACUCAUCAGAGGAGUGUGUGUGAUGAGGCAUGGGCUGGUGGGGCUGCAGAUGUGUGGCAACCAGGGGUGGGAGGAGAGUGGGGUAACUUGAGGUGUGAGCUGCAGCAAUAAGGAGGCAACAGAGCACAGGUAAGGAGCUGGGGACACCCCCUGGGGGGUUGAGGAAACAGGGCAGGACCUGCGAGUGGUGGAGGUUGGGGUGGGUAUGAAGAAGAGCACACUUGUGGGGAUACAGAACCCAGCUGCCACGUGAAGGAUGUGGGGAAGGUGAAGUGGUGUGCAUCUGGGUUCAGGCAGUGUGGAUGGCUACAGGGUGUCAGGGUACAGAAGGAGCUGGCUUGGUAAGGCGCAAAACUGGGGCUGUGGGUGCCUGGGGCUGUAUACAGUGGUGAACAGAGAAGAGAGGUGAGAGCAGAGGUGGGAGCAAAAGGGAUCCCAUCACCUGCUGAUUUCUGUGCUGUCUUCUUCUGGCUCAGAAAGCGUCACCCCACUGCCAGAGCUCCCUGUCAGAGGCUCCUAUUUCUGUACCCAGCUAGUGGUGCUGGAGAACGGGCUGGGCUGUUCAUGCUGCACAUAUAGAUCAGGCUUCCCAUGGUGCACUGCCCAGGACAGGGAGCUGACAGGAUGGGAGUUACUGUAAGUGAUUGCCUUGCCACUGGAAUUGAGUUAAACAGGUUGGAAUAGGGUUUGCAGGGCUUCUGAUAACACCAACCCCAGGAUGUUAUUCCUCCUCUUGGGAGAUCAAGUAAAAAGGACUAUUACUGCUAACAUUUGUGCAUUACUUAGAAUGGUGAGGGCCUAGUCCAGCUUGGACCUGGGGGAUGCCUCCCUUGGACAAAUACCCUUAUUGAACUUGAGACGUGGCAGCAUGUUGGUGCCCUGGUCAUGGCCAGAGACCUCAGGUGUCAUGCAAGCACAGAGCAGAAGUGGCCCCUUUGCCAAGACCCUCUUGCCUUCUCACAGGCAUCCUGUAACUGGCGACAUAGGCAUGUGACUUUGUAAUCACCAACGGUGGAAAAUUUUCCAUUGCUUGCAGUUGGCAUCAAGGUCUGGCCUGGAGCAGCCAGUCUGCAUGGUCACCCAGUGGCCAGGGUCCCUGUCCCUCAGGCCACCGCCCCUGGAGAGGGACAAGAGGACUGGAAGGGAGCUGGCCGACAUGUCCCUGUGCCUGGGUGGCCAGGGGCUCACUUUCACUGCAGGUACUUUCUUUGUUGCCUCAGGGUGACAGCUGAGGCCACUGUGGUGCUGCAAGGCCAGCACCCUGGGGCUCCCCAGGCUGGCAGGCACGGUGCCGGCUGCACCUUCCCCUGCAGACGAUGGUGCACGGCAGCUACACCAAGGUGAAAGGACGCAGCUUUUUAUGAAGCAGAGCCAGCCCGGAGGAAUUCGCUGCUUGUGGACAGCUGUUGUCCUGGGCCUGGCUUGUGUCCUCCAGCACUUCCCACUCGGCCCUUCCUCGGGGAGGGGAAUGGGAGCUGCCUACCCUCCAGACUCCCUGUGCCAGGCGAGUGGGUGCCACCUCCGGCUCGCGGGGCUGAAUAGCCGCGGUGGAGCCCAGCAGCAUCCUGCUGCCUCUGCAGGGAUCCUCUUGGGCAGCGGAGAGUUUUCCCCACCCCCAGCUCUGCCGCUGCCUCUUUGUUUUCUGGCAGAAGCCUCUGUGCCUUUUCAUUGCCGUUGAGGCGCCGAGCAGGAGCCUACAUGUGCCGUGUGCGCGUCUCGCCGGGAAUGUGAUGCGGGCUGGGAAGCCUGCCGGGCCAGGCAUCUCCCCUGCAGGGCUGCGGAGGCCAGACGGCAGCUUCGGGGUCUCCUUCCCAUGGACUGUUCCUCCGGUCGAGCAAGGCUCCGAGGCCGCUAGUCUUCUUCACAAAACCCUGUUUCGCGUUGGCAGCGCUUCUGCACCUUGCCACAAGUAGAGCAUCAAAGCUGCAGUGCCGGUGGAUUAUGACUGCAGGGGAGCUGUGUUGCAUCUGCAAAUCUCAGCUGUGCAUCAAGGGCACAUCUGAGCAGAGCCGCUGUGGACACUGAAGAGCUGGAGAGGACGUUGCAGAGGCUCGGAGGCACACCGUGAUGGUGGGAGCCAUUCCACGGCAGCCACGGCGCUUCUGGGGGGUGCCUGACUGGCAGGUGUCUUCAGCUGGUUGUGCCAACGACCGCCUGCUGUGGGACAGGGAAGUUAAUCCGGAGAUAAGCAGGGUUCUGCUGCAGAGGGAUGCUGUGCUGCAGACCACUCCAUAGUGGAGAGCUCAAACAGAGAUCCUGAGCAAGGGGGGUCCAGCUUCCACCCCCUGCCCUUGCACCCUGACCUGUGGCACUUUACAGUCCCAGUCCUGCUGCUGCAUGGGCUGUUCUGACUCCGGCUCCGCUCGGAGUCCAGGCAAGUGAGGCUCCAUGCGGCACAUCCACACAGAGACGUCCCUGCCCCCGGAGCGCAGCACAGACCCCAGCCUGUCCCGGCCCAGUGGAGAGGCGCCCUUGGAGCCCUCCUCGCAGCGCUGCACCCACCGCAGCAUCCUCAUGGGCUACAACGAGACAGAGAUCAAGCGCCAGAAGGUUUACCAGGUCUCCAUCUUCUCCCAUCUCUCCAGCUCCUCUGAGAGCACGGAGCAGCGGGCAGGCAGCCAGCCGGCUGUCAAAAGGGGAUACCCUGAGCAGCGAACUCUGGAGGGGGGGCGAGAUCCCAAACGAACUCACUGGGGUGACAGGGGGGUGGAGAGCAAGCGCGAUGGGGGCCCUGGGCAGCCUUCCCUGGACGAUGACGAUUCCUUUGAGGAUGGUCUGCUGGUGGAGGAGUUAUCCCUGUGUGGCUCUGCCCAGCACUUCUCCCACAGUGGGCUGCGUGUGGUGGAGCACCGCUGUGAGGGCAGCCCCAGCCACAGCCCCAAAGCCAGCAGAGAGGACAAGUCACAGUAUGUCUCCUCGUCCUCCUCCUCCUCCUCCUCCUCCUGGCCCCAGCACAUUGCUUGCAGUACUUUGCACAUGAGAGACAGUUGCUCUGUCUCAUCGGGGGAUCAUCCCACAGACUAUGGAGAAAAUGGGGAGCCAGCAAGUGGCCACAAUGUACUUCACCUUGAAUUGCACAGUAUUGCACAAACAACCCAGUUGGACUCUGGUGGGAAGAGAGAGAAGCCAGCCAGCAGCCCAGCUCACAGCAGCAGGGCUGGUGGAGAAGAUGAAGGGUCAGUGGUAGGCAAUGGGUGCAAAGAGCCCCCAGCUCCGCAGACAGCGCUCAGUCCUGAGCCCAGCAACCUGAGCUUCCAGGAGACAACACCCUGUGGGAGCAGCCACUUCAGCAGCAGCUGCCCAGCCAAAAGGAAGUUGCUGCCUGCUGGUGAGGUUGCGGCCGACUCCUGCUCUGAGGAUGAGAGCCUGUCCCCACCGGCGAGGAAGAAGAGGGUCCUGCCAUGCCACCCUGUCCCCACAGCGUGCCGCAGCACUGAUGCCAAGGGGGCCCCUUUCUGGAAUCACCUGCUUCCUGCUGCCAAGAGUUCUGCAGAUUGCACUGCAGUCGGGAGGAGGCUGAAGAGCGGGCUGCGCCUCAAAUCGCGACAUCUCCGGAGCAGCCUCCGGAGGGGCACCAGGUCUCCCACAGCACCCUGGGCCACCACCACUGUCAGCCAUGCUCUGCUGGGCAACUUUGAGGAGUCCAUCCUGAAGGGGCGCUUUGCCCCGUCGGGGAGGAUCGAGGGUUUCACGGCCGAGAUUGGUGCCAGCGGCUCCUACUGCCCCCAGCACGUCACCCUGCCCGUUGACGUCACCUACUUCGACAUCUCUGAACACAGCGUGCCCUCACCUUUCCUGGGAGUGAUUGACUUGGAGGCCUUGGGAAAGAAGGGUUACAGUGUCCCCAAAGCUGGAACCAUCCAAGUGACCUUAUUUAACCCCAACAAGACUGUGGUGAAGAUGUUCUUGGUGACAUACGACUUCCAGGACAUGCCAGCCAACCACAUGACCUUCCUACGCCAUCGCAUCUUCCUGGUGCCCGUGGGGGAGGAGGAGGGGGCCACUGUGGCCUCCAGCGACCCACUGGGCACCAGCCCACCCCGCAGGGUCCUCUGCUACCUGAUGCAUCUGAGGUUUCACAGCUCCAAGUCGGGGAAGAUCUACCUUCACGAUGACAUCCGGCUGCUUUUCUCCCGCAAGUCGAUUGAGGUGGAUUCGGGGAUCCCCUACGAACUGAAAUCCUUCACAGAGAUGCCCAGGAACCCCUGCUACUCGCCCCGGGCCUGACUUUCCUCACCCCCCAGGGCUGCUGGGGAGCCUCCAGCCCAGCACUCUGGGGAGAGAUGAGUAACAGGCCAGCAAGCAAACACUGCUUUGAAACAUCGCCCAUCCUCCUGACCAGCACGGACACCACGCCCUGCAGCAGGGCUGGGAUCACCCAGGGGGCUUCACCCAGAGGGGCAGGGGCUGAGGAGCAGGCCUGGCACCGCAGGGACAUGCCCAAGCCUUCUGCUGGUGCUGCUCCCAGCUUGGAGACUUGUCUGUGGCUGAGGUGGAUGGGAAGUGAAGAGUUGGGCCCGGGUUCUGGGUAAGACUACUCACAUUGGCCCUGGGGGUGGGAGCAGAAAGUGUGGAAGGGUUUGUAUUUAUUAGUAUUUAUUGUUGCUGGGAGCACAGAAGAGGCUCGUGCAUAGGACCUGAGGUGCUGUGCUUGUUCUUCCCCCUGACCCUACCAGCGCAGGGCUGCCCCUUUUGGGGCAGGUCUGUGGGGACUGGGAGGGUCACUGGGGAAGGCAAAGUGACCCACCUCUUGGCCUCGGUGCAGCUCCCAGGCCAGGGCUGUGUUAAAAGACUGGGAGAGGCUGGGCCUUGCUGGGCACCAGCUCUGCAGGGCCAGCCCCACUCCAAGCAAUCCUCUGACUCCUUUAGGGCAAGGCAGACCCCAUGGGGUCAGUGGCAGUCAGGGAAGUGGCCAUUGCCCUGGUUCCUAAGGCUCAGAGACACAGCUGUCACGUGGAUGGGGACCUGGGGCUCUUUGCAGAAGCAUUGGGGAUAGCCCUCUCUGGGCAAGAGCCUCCAGAGCACGUGCACCGCGGAUCUGAGAAGAUUGCCAAAAACAAGGAGCCUUGCACCAUUUGCAGGUGUGGGGUGAAUCCCAACCAGGAGGCAGCUUUGGGCAGGGGUGUGCCGGCAGCACCAUCAGGGGCUGGAGGAUGGGCAGGACCUCAGUCCCUCGGGAGAGGGGAAGAAACAGGGACAUCAAACUCUGGGCCCUCAGGAGGGGGUCUGGGAGUGACCCCAGAGCAACACUGGGAGUGCUCCCCAGUAGGAGCACUCUGGGGAGCUGCAGGCCAAGCCCAGGGAGGUGAGGGGGGCAGGGGUGAGAGGGUGAAACAAACUGGAACAUACCUCGUCUGUAUCACCCCUCUUCCUGAGGUCUCUGCAAGGCUCCCCAAGCCCCAGAGACGUCCCCCCACCGGCUACCUCGGCCCCCCUGGAUUCCCGUUGCUUCCCACGGAUCCCAGGCCGGGGCGUGGGGAUAGGCCGGGGCGUGGGGAUGGGCCGGGACAAGGGGAGGCCUGGGAGGAGGUCCUGCUCUCCCCUGCCCGAGGGCAGCCGAGGGGACUCCGGCCCUGCUGGGCUGGGAGGAGGGUGGGGGCCUGAACCCCCUCACACACGCAGUGGGAGCUGAACCUCCCUCCCCCUGGGGGCUGCUCGCCCCACACCCGGGGCCCUGAACCCACCAAACACCCGGGGCCUGAACCCUCCACACCAAGGGACUGAGCGCCCCAAACACCAGGGGACUGAACCCCCAAACAUCGGGGGCUGCUUCCCCCCCCGCCCUGGGCACCGGGGGCCGCCAUGACACCGGGGUCUCUCUCGCCCUCACGACAUCGGGGCUGCCCCUUUCGCCGCGGGGUCGCGAAGGCCGUGCCGGUACUUUUUCGUGUUCGUUUCUAUUUUAAUAAACGCCCGUUUGGAGCCCGAGAACAA